This is a messenger RNA of Penaeus vannamei (Pacific white shrimp), 451 nucleotides long. NCBI's taxonomy places the organism in Eukaryota, Metazoa, Arthropoda, Malacostraca, Decapoda, Penaeidae. The record is from RefSeq and is a predicted model, not a curated record.
UCCCCCUCCUUCAGCAGGCACCCCCAGCAAGCCAUGCGGAUCCGUCGGCCCUCGUGGCACCGGCGGGAGAUGUGAAGGGCAUGGGACUACCCGGAGAGGGCGCGGGGGCUGCCCUGGGGUCAUGGUGCCACAGGAGGCCACGAUGCUCCUGGCUCAGCUCCUCCUCAUGAACCACUUCCUCGCCGGCUUCUCUCACCUCCCCGCCGACCAGCCGCUCUUCCAGGACAUCAAUGGCAUCAACAGCAUCGAGGUGGACGCGGGAUGCCCCUACGGCUGCGUCCGGUGCUCGGCCCUCAACGGGUGCCUGGCCUGCAAGCCGCCCUUCUACCUUCUCCUGCGCAGGGACGGGGCGCGGCAGACGGCCUCCUGCACGAGAGCCUGUCCCAGGGGCUUCUACAAGGUGACCAAGAAGAGGAACGGAUUCUGCGCCAGUGAGUUGUCCGGUGGUUAG